GGUGUUUAUACAAGUUCUACACUAAAGGGGCAUUAUUAUUUCAACAGUGUUUUGUUGUUAUUUUUAUACAGUUUUUUUACCAGGUGAGUACAUCAAGAACAGAUCCUUAUUUAUGGCAGCAACCUGGGUUUUUCACCGGGAUUUACAACCAGCGACCUUUUGUUUACUGGCCCAAUGUUCUUAUUGUGUGAACAUAUGCACACCUUUUUACGGAAAAUGGGUUUUUGCCUGGUGUGGGGGGAAGAAGCAGUUGGUAAGCAGAUGUAAUUGAUAUACAGUUAUAGUAGACUGAAUCAUGUGUGUUAUUCCCCACAAAUAAUUACAUUUGACAGUAAUUAAGAGAUGGAUAUAGUGAGGUUAUACAAAGUAUACAAUAAAUGACUGCUUCAUUUUGUAAUGGCUGAGCGACCUCAUAGAUUUAUGAGAUUUAUUUCCUGUAGUCCAUAUACGGAAAUCUGGAUUUGCGGUUUCAUGUGUAAUAAUACGGAAGAUUAGUCUGGUUUUCCAUUUUGCAUUUCAGCAGGUUGGCUUAGAGUAAAUGAUCUAUCCCUUGGCUGGACAGUGAGUGCAUCUCUCUGCCUGAGGAGCAUUUGGAUUGGAAGAUAUAUUAUCUGGACGAGUCAGUACUAAAUAAAGAGGAGGAUUAAGAUGUGAGGGUUUUGCUCUCCAUGUCUUUGUACAGAAGAAAUGUUCAGUGGAUAAAAAUGAAGGAAUGCAUAAUGCAGUAGCACACAAAAUAACCCUAAGUCCAGUAGGUAAAAUGCAGUAGGACAAGAACGAUUCGCAUACAGAUUGCUCCCACCACCUAGUGGUAGAGUCAGAUGCUUACAUCAUAACUGAAAGUAUCUGGCAGUUCCAUACAUGCGCAGUAGCUUCUGGAUAUUCAGCUAGAGGGAAACAAUCUGUAAGGCAAAGAAAAGCCUGGCAGCUCAGCCUGUAUGAUUUGACUGAUUAGACACAUUUAUUAGAACUGAUAAACAAACGGCUAUCUCAAACUGUCUUUUCAUUCAACAUUUUAAAAAGAAAUAUUCAUGUUUCUCCCUGUGGAGAAUGUGGUACAAUAUGCAUCAGUAAUGCAAUCAAUAAUCUUCUGGCAUAGUCCUUCUCCAGUCACAUCAGUUGAUUACUCUGCCCGGACCCUUAUGCUCUUCAACACUGAGUGGCGCUGAUCAUUCUUUCCGUGGCUGUCCUUUGGCUCUGGCCCCAUAUCUGGUUGUGUAGAAGAACACUCCAGAAUCUUCUAUAAGGUGUCUCAAACAUGUGCAUGGAAGAGUAGCUAUAGCUGCAAAUGACGCAGGGCUCACUGACGAAGCUGUGAAGAUCCUUCAAUGUUGGCGAUAACAUAGUAGUACUUUGCUUGCAUCACACAGGGCUGAAGAGUCAUUAUAUGCCUCAGUGCUCAUCCGCCAGAUGACUUAUGGCCUGGUACACAUUCAUGGUGUGACUGGUGCUCAUCUGAAGUUUGAGUAGGCAUUAAUGACAGAGCUGUGGUAAGGGGUGUAGAGGCUUCUCUGCUCUGGUCAUUAUCUCAAGAGUGGAAUUUGCACUGCUGAGCUGCUGAAAGGUGUCACUAUUAUCACCAUUCACUUUUUGUAGCAGUAUAUUCAGAUUUAAGGCAAAUGUGAGGUGAUGCGACAAAAUGUUGAAUCAUCAUGUUUAAUAACAUCAUUAUGUGUUGAGUCUGUGAAGUAGGUCAGCGUAUAGACUACAUCUUUUCAAAGAGAAAAAACUAAUAUGUAGUUCAGGCAACUGAACUGUAGCUGCUUGGUUAUAAAUGAUUCUCUAGAGCCGUUUCAUCGAAGUCUAAACAGACCCUUGGAGUAGUAAAUCAGGCAGAACUGGGCAGUGCGCACAGCAACCCCGCACACUUACAUAAGGACAUCCAUGGUAUCCAAGCUCGUAACUAUGAACCUCCUCUUAAACAACAUGGCGCGUGUGCUCAGCUGCGCUGCAAAUACAGACGAUUCAUCUAGUUAGGUGGGAAAGAAGUAAUUUAUGCGGACCGCUGACCUAGAACCUAAACUUGGUGUCAUUACUUAUCGGAUACAGAAGCUUUGACAACAGCAUCACUCUCUGCGCGCUUUGACAACUUAGCGUGAGCUCACCUGCUUAAUACGAAGACGAGAGAGCCUUUAAGGUCCUGAACCGUUCAUUCUUUAUGCGUUUAUGCGUUGGCAACUAUUUCGGAUGAAUUCAUGUUUUAUUACGGCGUAUCGUGUAUGCGGGCAUUGUGAGUAUUUUUUUGUUGAGAAAAAAUAAAAACACUAUGUAACGGCGACCUCAACCAGACUUUUCAACGGAUGAAGAAAUGCUUCUCAACAUUAUGAGAGAAAACAACACACUACAUCAAGGGGAAAGAGAGAGAGAUAGACUCCCUCCAAUUUCUAGUAAUUCCACCUCUGGUCUUGAUCGUGGGCCAAAGCUGCCAUAUCCAUCCCACAGUUUCAUCUCAAACCACAAAAAGGAGUCUGGUAGCCAGAGCCUCUCUUCCCAGUUUAUCCUUCCUGGCAUACGGCAUGGCAGAGAUCUUCCCCCCAUCGUUCCUGAUGUCAGACCGAAGCACCAGCACCGCAUCACCAUUGACCUUCUGCCCCCUGAGGUCAAGGGUCGCUUGGCCUACGAACCUGUUGCCCCCCUCCGCACCAAAACCACCAGAGAGUUUCAGGAGGACAUUGAGAGAGCAACAGUGUCAGGAGAUUGGAAACAUGUCCAUGAUUUCUACUUGACUACGUUUGGCUCUUUUUUGGAAGUGAAUGCUGCCUUUAAGAAAGAAGCAAGUGCUCCGUUUGACACAACUGAAGACUCAGGAAUUAAUACCAAAUUUCUCAAUGCUGUCUAUGACGCAAUAUUACUCACGCCUCCUGAUACCCAGAAAGCAGUGCUUAAGGGGAUUAUUAACAGCUUGUUAAGAGAAUGGAAGGGUCGACGGACGAAGGAUGACCUAAGAGCGUAUUUCAUUCUAGUUCAAAACCCCCAGUGCACCAGCCCAGCCACAUAUGUCAUCUACGCACACUUACUAAGGCAAAUGGCCACCCUUGCUGAAGCAGACCACUAUUUCCUGAUGCACUGGUUUAAGAAGCUGUCCCAGAAGCGGUUCAAACUGCUGGUAGAGCGGCUGCACCUCUUCAUCUCCACCCGUCUGUUUCCAGCCAAGCCUGAAGAGCUGCCCCCAAUGGCCAAGUGCUCUUGGUGGAUCCCCUCUGCCACCAAGGUCCUCUCUCUCCUCAAUGCAGCCAAUAGCAUUUCUAGCACCCCAAUCACACCCUUCGUUGACUUCUACAACCUCACACUGGAGCACACAGACUUCAUGGUGGACUAUCACACAUGGCAGUCUCAGGGAAACUCCACAAGGUUUACAUUCUGCCAGUUCCCUUUCAUUCUGUCCCCUGUGGUAAAGAAGGCCAUCAUUCAGAAGGACUCGGAGCAGCAGAUGAUCAGCAUGGCCAGGCAAAGCCUGGUGGACAAAGUGUCUCGCAGGCAACGAGUGGACAUGAGCCUGCUCUUUCUCAACAUCAAAGUCCGGCGGUUGCAGCUGGUCAGUGACUCACUGGAUGAGCUGACUAGAAACCGAGCGGACUUGAAGAAGAAGCUGAAAGUGACGUUUGUAGGGGAAGCUGGUUUAGACAUGGGUGGUUUGACCAAGGAGUGGUUUCUCCUUCUCAUCCGACAGAUCUUUCACACAGACUACGGCAUGUUUACAUUCUUCAAGGAUUCCCACUGUCACUGGUUCAGCAGCUGGAAGUGUGACAACUACUCUGAGUUCCGCCUGGUUGGAGCCCUCAUGGGACUGGCGGUGUACAACAGCAUCACCCUGGACAUCCGCUUCCCCCCCUGUGUCUACAAGAAACUCCUGACCCCGCCUCUGUUGCCGUGUGACCCCGAUGCCCCUGUUGGCGUGGCGACCCUCUCUCUGGACGACCUGCAACAGGUCACGCCUGAUCUUGCUCAUGGGCUGGCAGAACUUCUCAGCUAUGAAGGCAAUGUAGAGGAGGACUUCUGCACUACUUUUCAGGUGUCACAGGAAGAACUGGGUGUGAUCAAGUCCUACAAUCUGAAACCAGGAGGGGAUAAGAUUCCUGUCACCAACCAGAACAGGAAGGAGUAUGUCCAGCUGUACGUUGACUUCCUCCUAAACAAGUCCAUAUACAGACAGUUUGCGGCCUUCUACUAUGGUUUCCACAGCGUGUGCACCUCUGACGCUUUGAUGCUGCUUAGGCCCGAAGAGGUGGAGAUCCUCGUGUGUGGAAGUCCAAACUUAGACAUGAGCACUCUGCAAAAGGCCGCCCAGUACGAGGGAUACAGCAAGACAGACCCCACCAUCAGGGCAUUCUGGGACGUGGUGCUGGCCUUCCCCCUCGUGCUCCAAAAGAAACUGCUCCAUUUCACAACAGGAAGUGACCGUGUCCCAGUGGGAGGAAUGGCCGACCUCAACUUCAAGAUCUCCAAGAUUGACGCCUCCACUGACUGGUUGCCUUUAUCUCAUACAUGUUUCAACCAGAUCUGCCUGCCACCAUACAAAAACAAAAAAGAACUGAAGCAGAAGUUAACCAUUGCCAUUUCAAACGCAGAAGGGUUUGGACUGGAGUAAACUCUAAACCGCAAAUAACUAUGUUGAGACCGCCAUUUAUCAGUCGGGUGUGUUCAUGCUUAUACAUGCUAUUGGUAUACCAGUAAUUCCUCAGCUUCUUGACUAGCACUCAGCCUAACCAAUCAUCUAUUAAAAACACAAGUGAAUCACAUCACAAGAUCAGCCUUAAGUGCACAAUUUUGUACUCUAAAUACCAUUGCCUUUUUUCAAGUUGAAAUAUAAAGUUAUCUUGCUCAGUAACAACUGAGUCAUUAACGUAAGAGUUAAAGUAGGUCAGAGCAGACAUAGAUUGGGCUGUGAUAAAAUGGCUGGACAAACAGUCUGUCUGUCUGUGCUGUUGAAUAAGUUCUUAAAGUGGAAGUGCCCUCCUGAACGGAGUACCUGUACACUGUAGAAACAAUUUGAAUAAUGCUUCAACUUACACUUUCUCUUUGGAGCUUACUGAAACUCAAACUCUUAUUGCAACUUGCUGCCUUACAACAUGUAUGUUGAAUCAAGGUCUUUAUUUGUUUUUCAGGACAUUGUCUGUCUUUGACAAAGGCUUUUUCAGGCCUAAAAUUGAACUAAUUAGAAAGUCUGAUGUUAAAUUAAUUAUGAACACAGAGGUUAUCUUGUUCGUACUUAUACUAAUAUAUUUUGUCUUCAAAAGUCUCAGAGAUUGUGAAACAUUUCGCCAUGUUGUUUGUUAGCAGUGUUUGGACGACCCCAUUAAGCUUUAGUACUUUUAUCAUGCAGUAGUACUGGUAUAUGACUGUCAUUGAUGUGGGAAACUAAUAUAUCUCUUUUGCUUGCUUUGUUGGUGAGGCCUCUCAGUAAAGAAGAUGUAUCUUGAUAGUCUUUGUACAGCUGACAUAGUAUGGAGAGGUUUGAAAGGUAUGAGAAAAAUACCAAUGAGAUUGUGAUUGAUAACAAGGCCAAUAUGAGUUCUGUGGAACUCACCCAUGUACAGGUUGGAAUUAUGAAACGGGUGCAUGCCAUUUGCAGUAUUUUGAAUUGUCUUUUGUCAUUUAUUGUGGUUGUAAAUUGAUAUUUGUUCUAAAGUGACACAUCUAGUGUUGUAAUGUAUAUUUAGCUAACUCUCAGGAUGUCCACAUUUCAUGUACUGUAUGAUUGUUCAAACAUUACCUUAAUAAUAAAAUAUUUGUUAAACGGGGUAGUCUACUGCAUAAAUUACGAUAAAACCAUGCAAUAAAAUGUUUCUUUGUUUUUGUCACUGUGUAGAAUCCUGC
Esox lucius (northern pike) is the source of this 5817-nucleotide messenger RNA. It is a transcript of the gene hectd2, whose product is annotated as HECT domain containing 2. Gene Ontology annotation, molecular function: ubiquitin protein ligase activity. Gene Ontology annotation, biological process: protein polyubiquitination. NCBI's taxonomy places the organism in Eukaryota, Metazoa, Chordata, Actinopteri, Esociformes, Esocidae. The coding region runs from base 2309 to 4588 and encodes 759 amino acids. The transcript is spliced from 21 exons. The record is from RefSeq and is a predicted model, not a curated record.